AUGCAAACCAGCUCAAAAUACAUCCAUCUGAUUCCAGAACCCGAGAAUAUUACGCUCUAUGUGGAAUUGCUUAAUAGGCUUCCUGGCCCAGUGCGUCCUGUCUACCUGGAUCGCGUCCAUUCCUUCUACGGAAAAGCAAGCAAGCAUCUUGAGGAAAAAAGCUCUUUUGACUCUCUUGUGCUUUCUGAAGACGUCUUAUGCCCCAGCUGGGCGCCAGGGUCUUUUGGAGCCCAGCUGGACGCAAACUGGGGAAACUUGGGAAAAGAAUGGAGGGUUUGCAGCAGUGGCAGAAUGCAAUCUCCGGUGGACAUUGUGCUCUUUGAAGCUGCUCCAGACGAGAUACAAACCAGCGAAUGCCACUCACCAAUCUCGACCACGACAUCAUCUCGUGGGCAUCUUGUCCGUCGCUGUCAUGUACACGAUUGGAUCCGAGUACGACCCUUUUAUCGAUCAGAUGUUCAAGUGGUGGAUCCCUCACUGCUCAAUGUUGGAGGCAAGCGAUUCUUGAGAUAUGUUGGAUCACUGACAUCACCGCCCUGCACCGAGCAAGUGACAUGGAGCGUGUUGAGAAGAGUAAACAAAAUUAUUUCCUUAAUCUUUUGUUGA
This is a messenger RNA of Selaginella moellendorffii, 606 nucleotides long. RefSeq names its product alpha carbonic anhydrase 7. Gene Ontology annotation, molecular function: zinc ion binding; carbonate dehydratase activity. NCBI's taxonomy places the organism in Eukaryota, Viridiplantae, Streptophyta, Lycopodiopsida, Selaginellales, Selaginellaceae. Bases 1 to 606 code for a protein of 201 amino acids. The transcript is spliced from 5 exons. The record is from RefSeq and is a predicted model, not a curated record.